AUGAAAUAUAUUUCAAUUAUUUUAUUUAUUAUUGUUGUAUAUAUAAAUGGAGAAAAUGAAAAAUUAGAAUGGACUGAAAAAGAUGGUCUUUAUAUUAAGAUUAUAAAGUCUAUUAAAAAAGAAAGAUGUAAAAUUGUUUCACAAAUUGGUGAUAUUGUUGAACAAUAUUACAAAUUAAGUGAUGAAAAAGGAAACAUAAUUGGUUCUAAUUGGGGUAAAAAACCUUAUACUUUUAAAUUAGGAAAUAAAGAAGUUAUUGAAGGAAUGGAAAGAGCAAUGACAGGAAUGUGUAUAGGAGAAAUAAGAAAAGUUGUUAUACCAGGAUAUUUAGGUUUUGGUAAUGAGGGUCGUAAUGAUGAUAAUAUAGAACCAAAUCAAACAUUAUAUUAUAAAGUUGAACUUGUAAAUAUUCAAAAAGUUUUAUCUGAAGAAGAAUGGAUUGAUGAAGAUGGUUUAAAAAUUAAAAUAACAAAUAAAAUAGAACUAUCAAAAUGUAAAAAAUCUAGCAUUGGAGAUAAAAUUUACCAACAUUAUACUUUAAAACUAGAAGAUGGAACUUUUAUUGAAUCUUCUUAUACAAAUGAUAAACCAUAUGUUUUUAUACUAGGUACAAAUUCAGUUAUUGAAGGAAUUGAAAAAGCUAUGACAAAUAUGUGUGAAGGAGAAAAACGUCAAGUAACUAUUCCAUAUAAAUUAGGUUAUGGAAUAGAAGGAUCUCCGCCAGAUAUUCCACCAAUGUCAACAUUAAUUUUUGACAUUUAUUUAUACAAACUUAUAAAAAAAGAUGAACUUUAA
This is a messenger RNA of Strongyloides ratti, 795 nucleotides long. RefSeq names its product Peptidyl-prolyl cis-trans isomerase, FKBP-type,domain-containing protein. Bases 1 to 795 code for a protein of 264 amino acids. The record is from RefSeq and is a predicted model, not a curated record. NCBI's taxonomy places the organism in Eukaryota, Metazoa, Nematoda, Chromadorea, Rhabditida, Strongyloididae. The transcript is spliced from 2 exons. Gene Ontology annotation, molecular function: peptidyl-prolyl cis-trans isomerase activity.